AUGGCAACCCGCCGCAUCAUCGCCUCCGAAAAGACAAUCCUCGAAAAAGACGACACCGCCCAGGAGAAAUCCAACAUCAGCCCCGCCGUGCCAAAAGAUGUCAUCUAUAAGCUCCUCGGCUUCUCCGCAGCCAUGAUCAUCGUCCCCAUUGGAUCUUACUUUAUGACCGUCCACACAAUCUUCAACGGAAACUCAUCGCUGGCUGGCGGCAUGGCCGCCGUGCUCGCCAACGUCGUCCUCAUCUCAUACAUCAUCGUAGCCAUGAAGGAGGACCAGACGGAUCUACAAAAGGACGGCAAGCCCGACAGCAAAAAGACACAGUAA
Molecule: messenger RNA, 324 nt
Organism: Trichoderma reesei QM6a
Lineage: Eukaryota; Fungi; Ascomycota; Sordariomycetes; Hypocreales; Hypocreaceae
Exons: 3
Coding region: 1-324 (107 amino acids)
Biological process (GO): vacuolar proton-transporting V-type ATPase complex assembly
Cellular component (GO): endoplasmic reticulum membrane
Source: RefSeq, a predicted model, not a curated record